Messenger RNA from Exophiala bonariae, 1320 nucleotides. RefSeq lists its product as uncharacterized. Gene Ontology annotation, molecular function: protein binding. The transcript has a single exon. Lineage: Eukaryota; Fungi; Ascomycota; Eurotiomycetes; Chaetothyriales; Herpotrichiellaceae. Bases 1 to 1320 code for a protein of 439 amino acids. The record is from RefSeq and is a predicted model, not a curated record.
AUGUCACCGCCUCUCGCUGCGACAAACACCACCACUUCCUCAUUACCUCCCUUAAUCACAGGCACUCCUACCCCACGGAGGACCAGUUCUCAGAGACCGACAUCGUAUGCCGAACGUCGCAUGUCGUCUUACUCUACUGCAUCAAGGGGCUCUCAACCUCAACAUCAAUCGCGACCAGUCUCCCACGUCUUCCCUGCCUUUCAUUCGAGUCUACCCUACACGUUAGUCAGAGACUUUGCCUAUCUAACGACUCAUCCUCUCCACUAUGGACCACCUCCUAUACCAUCAGGCAUGUCCACCCCAGCCAGCGAGUCCAGAAGAUUGUCUGAUCCUGCAGUCUCCACAUGGGAGGAUGGACGAGGCCAAUGGUCGGCAACGCCACCAUGGAUAUCCGAAAUCACACACUCUCUGGCUCAACGGGAUCGCUUACCAGCCAUGACGUUCAAUGACGGAGGUCCACCAUACAGCGAAGACGACGACAUUCAAUCCCCGAUUGUCACUACGAGUCGGCACAAAAAGCACAAGUCAAAUGAAAGGGGAAGAUCACCCGGGGCUGCAGGUCCCAACCGUGGUGUUCUCGUCGGUGCAGCAGGUCAUCAAGAGGAAUUAAACGGCCCCGGUGAAGCGGUCGAGACUUAUGAGAACCAUAACCUGAGAUUUCCUCGACAACCUCAACACCGAGACUCCAACUUUGCGAAGCCACUGCAAAGAAAUGCAUCACCUGUAAUUACCACCGAAGAACCUGUGUCGGAAGAUGACUUGUCAGAGGCCGAUGAUGAUGCGCGCUUCUCCAAGGAUUAUUCAUUCACGAUCGCAAGUCCCGAUGAAGAAAUGCACGGGAAAGCGGUGGCACUGUUCGACUUUGAAAGUGAACAUCAAAACGAAUUGGCACUCAAAGAAGGCCAGAUAAUUUUAGUGUCUUAUCGACAUGGACAAGGCUGGUUGGUGGCAGAAGAUCCCCGGACUGGUGAGAGUGGACUGGUUCCUGAAGAAUUCGUCAGACUGGUUCGGGAUAUUGAGGGUGGUCUUCAUGGACUCAACUUGGUGACACUAGACAAUGACGGUGGUGCAGAUGGCGUGGUCAGUCCAAUCUCGGGCGAACCAAGCUCGAUGACCACUCCGACGGCCAAUAACCACGAAUUUCCACAUCAUGCAUUCAAGCCCAGCACUGGGAGCAACCCAGCUGAGAAACAUCCACCUGUUCAGUCCAAAUUCAGCACCAGCAGUCGAGAUUUUAGUCCAUAUCCCUUACCAGGCAAAGGGGACGAUAAUAGCGCUACGACACCCACGGCCACUACACAGCCUGAUAUUACAAGUUGA